AUGCCCAAGUCGCUGCCGCUGCCGCCGCACUACUUCCCGUGCCCUGCGCUCACGCCGCGCGAAGAACAGCACCUCGUGACGAAAGCGCGCGACUCGGCCAACGCGCUCAUCGACGUCACGCGGAACCACGAGGGGCCCGUGCGGUGGGAAGCCGCGGGCGGCCACCGCGGCGUGCAGAUGUACAAGGGCGAGGCGCGGUACCCCGAGGCAGUCGUGGGCGAAGCGCUCACGUACGGCUGCGGCGCGACGACGAUCCGCUCGACGCUCGAGGAAGUGGCUGCGUUCUUUGACGUGAGUUCCGACGCGAAGCUCGCGGCGUUCGCGGCGUCGAGCGCCGACGUACUGGACGCGCAGCUGCUGUACGCGCUGACGGACACGGCGCUGCUGAACGACGACCGGCGCGCGCACGACCGCAGCCGUCCGAGUCGCGCGGGCGCGAGCAAACUCGGGCACGUGACGCAGGUGACGGUCAAGUGGUUUGCGUCCGAGAUGCCGUCAAAGCUGCUGAAGCAUCGGGACUUCCUCACGGUCGAGUGCCAGAGCACGUUCACGGACGUGAGCGGCCGACGGGGCUACGUGCGGUCGUACCACUCGAUCAAGUUGCCCGCGUGCCCCGAGCUGAGCGACUACAGCCUCGUGCGCGGCAGUUUCUACCACACGGGCUACGUGUUUGUCGAGAGCGAGCGCCACGGCUUCCUCGACGUCAUCUACAGCGGCCAAGUGAACAUGAAGGGGAACGCCAAGAUCCCCACGUCGCUCUUCAUGACGAUCCAGAAGAAGCGCUUGUCGAGCAUUGCCGACCUCCCGCGCUUGAUCACGCGGCGGCGACUCGGGGCCCAGCGGUUCCUCGGCGACCUCGAGAUCGUGCCCAAGAGCCUCCGCGCGCGCUGCAACCUCUGCGCGACCAAGUUUGGCCUCAUUACGCGCAAAGCGCGCUGCCGCAAGUGCGGCGAAGUCGUGUGCGCGUCGGCGUGCAGCACCGAGUGGGAGGUGUCGAUCCCGGGCCAGGGCGUGCGCAAAGUCCGCGUGUGCUCCAAGUGCGCGCAGAACACGGACCUGCCCGAGCUCGACAACCUCCCGGCGAGCGAGCCGUACUCGGAGAGCGGCAGUGGGCUCGAAGACCUGGACGACGGACCGGUCCUGAGCGUGCGUGCCCCGGGGCACCAGUACGUGAAGAAGGGCACGUCAGAGUCGUCGGUGCGGCGCGCGGGCGAGCCGAGUUCCGACAGUGACGUACUUGAUGGCGACCGGCGUCGACGCUCUCAUCGACGCGGCGGACGGUACAGCCACAACGGCGACAAGCGACACAGCUUGGACGAAAGCUACUACGACACGGACCCCGAGCACACGGGAGGGGCUGGUGGGCUGCCGAGCGGAGACGACGCGCGACUGAGUCUCGACUCGGGCCACUACACGAACGACAGUGGGGAGCCCGACGAGACUUUGUCGCAUCGGAGAAGGCGCGACGACCAGAGGUACGACCCGAGGAACCCCGACAUGUACGACCAUCAGACGUACGGCGCGUCGCCCCCUCAAUUCCACGACGAAGAGCAGCGACGAGCGCUGCAGCGUCAACAGCGCGCGCUGCAGCAGCAACGAAACAAGCAGAGACUGUUGCAGCGCCAGCAACAGCAGCAGGAGGCGCUGAUGCGCCGCCGGCAGCAACAAGGUCAGGACUCGGAGCAUUACCACGCAGGGUCAGAGGAUUACAUGAGCCACAGCGAGUUCAGCGACAGCCUCGCGAGCUCGGAUGGACCGUCGUUCCUCACGUCGAGUCUAUUAGCACAGCACACGAAGCAGAUGGGCAAACCUGGUCCAGUGACUCAAGACGAAAGGAAUGCCGCGCAACUCGCUGUCCAGCAGCACCGGGAGCAGAGCGAGGGCAGGGCUACCAGCAUUGACUUGAACGUCGCACUUGCUUCCCCAGCGCUCGGUCCAGAGCUCCGGCUGACGCAAUUGGAGCAACUGCAGGUUCAACAGUGGGCAGAGCAAGAAGCUCGAUUUCGUGACGAAUCCAUGCCGUCGCUCGACUUUGAGUUCCCCGAAGAUUCGUCCGAGGCAACGAUGCCAGUACUUCAGCUCCGGCGAAGUUUGAGCUGCGAGAGCUUUGCGACUUCGACUGAUCUGGAGCUCCCAUCGUUUUUUCGAAGUUCACGCAGCAGUGGGCGCUCGCACGAUCGCCCAUCGCUUUUGCUUGGUGAAUCGAGCCCUCCGUUUGUAGGUAAGGCGCGCGUGAACAAUUCGGUACAAAGGACGGUGAGCGUUGUAGACGACGAGGACGGGGUGGACAAUUUUAUUGAAGGGCUGGCUCUCCACAUGAGUUCGUUGCUCCGGCCAGAGGACUUGCGUCCUACGGAAGAGAGCAUCAGGUUGUCAAUUGACUCGAUUGGCCAGGACCAAAGUGCCAUGGGCGGCAGUGGCAUUGUCGUUACGGACAACUUUGGCGCCUCGAUCACGAAAAGCCGUACCGAUCUGUCCAAGACGACUAUUGUGAAGCUGUACCAGCGAAUUUUAGAACUGACGGACAAGCAGCACGAGUUGAAAGCGCAACCCGAGUCGGACUCUGAUGAGAGGAAGGAAAUCGCUCGCGAACUCGAAGGGCUGUAUGCAAAGCUUCGCUUGGAAGUGGAAGUAUAA
This is a messenger RNA of Hyaloperonospora brassicae, 2637 nucleotides long. The record is from the annotation of a GenBank genome assembly. NCBI's taxonomy places the organism in Eukaryota, Oomycota, Peronosporomycetes, Peronosporales, Peronosporaceae.